CACGGCAAGUAAGUCUGUAUAUGUUUCAUUAUUAACCUGUGCAAAUAUGGCCAGUGUGACUGUGUUCUUAUAUGUUCCAGUAUAAUACUCACUGCGAGCGUUAAUUAGCAUGUUAACCUGAGCAAACAUGAUUACGGCGAGUUUAUAUUUGCAUGUUCUAGUAUACCACCUGGGCCAAAAUGCUUAUAAAAAGUUGUCGACUGUGUGCCAAGUUGUUCGUUUCGUUGCCCCUGGUCGUGUGGGCAGUGUUUAUAUACCGGCUGUAUUUAAAAAGCGCUAAUGACAUUGAAAAUCAAUGGCACUACUACCUCAACCCAUUGGAAGGCACGGAAUUCAUGAACAUGCAUCGAGACAUGUUUGAAUUGACCAUUGAUACACCGGACCCGAAAUUAAUUGGCGAAGGUAAAGAUCUGUUCAAACCCCCUUUAAAAAAGGUCCGACACUUUGACAACAAUAUCGUCCUUUUCUCUGCCGUCGCCGGAAACUCAUCGUCUGAACAUAUCUGGGACACGAUCGACAUCGUGGGAUGGGAGAAUAAAAAUCUAAUCAACAAUACGUACAAGUGCUGUGUGCGGUUUACAUCCGGUGAAGUGCAGUCGGUGCCGGCGACCAGGAUCAUAUGGUCGAAUCUUUUGUCGAACAUGUCGGCCAUGCAGUUUGUCUGCUCCAACCUUACCUCCCGAUUCGGAGAGCUACCAGAAGUUGCAACCCUAGAGGGCCACAAUAAGGAGUGCCAUAGCUUAUUCGACUGGUACCUACCCGUGACAUUCGCGCAUGCGCACAAAAACGAGAUCGCCGUUUGUUCUCAGAUCGCCUACGGCAGCAAGGCAGCAGACGACCUGCUCAGCUGGUUCGAGCUGCAUCGACGGCUGGGCGUCACCAAGGUGCUCCUGUUCACUCAUGACUUGAACCAUGAGGCGACUCGGGUACUGCAGCACUACCGUGCGCUCGGAAUGGCUGAUACAGUUCCCUUCGCAUACCCAACCGAUGACCAAAUUAACCAUGUGACCGGUGAGAAUACCUAUCAAUCAUGGAAUGAUGAACAAAUUACGAUAGUUGAUUGCCUGGCGCGCCUGCGUGGAUACCGUUAUCUCGCUCUUGUGGACACGGAUGAGAACCUUAUAUCCAACCGGGGACUGCCGUGGAUGUCAAUUUUGGACGAAUUGUUCGCUAAAUAUCCCGACGCCGCGGGCGUCACGUUUCUCGUGAAAAUUCACAUUAUCUCACCGAACUUGAAGAGCACUGGCUCGCAAUUCAAGGUAGGACAGUACUUGAACAGCACGCGCCCUUGGAAUGACCGGGUGAAGCACGUGACCAUGCCUGAUCGGGUGUAUUCUGGCGGAUUGCACACACACGAAUUUUACGUCAAGGCCGGGUUCAAAAGUUAUUGGGCGAGCGCGGAGGACGCCGUCAUUCACCACUUCCGGGCCUGUCUCUGGCAAUGGCAAGGGGGGCAUUGCACGUGCUCUAUGUGUGAACAAACAUUAGACGACACUGUCGCAAAACUUUUCGAGAAAAUAGAACCGGACGUGUUAAAACUAAAAGCCAAACUAUCUGAUUAAAUACUAGAGUUGCUACACCUUAAGGGUUUCGCGGGAUGGAAUGAGUGGGAACUAGAAAAUAGGGUACGAAAAUUUUGGGUAAAAAAAUGUGAGAGCGAAAAUUUUGGGUACGAAAAAAACUGUGGGUAUGAACAUUUUGGUUACGAAGAAAAUGUGGGUACGAAAAAAUU
This is a messenger RNA of Dreissena polymorpha, 1732 nucleotides long. RefSeq lists its product as uncharacterized. Bases 180 to 1562 code for a protein of 460 amino acids. The transcript is spliced from 6 exons. The record is from RefSeq and is a predicted model, not a curated record. Lineage: Eukaryota; Metazoa; Mollusca; Bivalvia; Myida; Dreissenidae.